This is a messenger RNA of Drosophila biarmipes, 1023 nucleotides long. RefSeq lists its product as uncharacterized. The record is from RefSeq and is a predicted model, not a curated record. The transcript has a single exon. Lineage: Eukaryota; Metazoa; Arthropoda; Insecta; Diptera; Drosophilidae. The coding region runs from base 199 to 897 and encodes 232 amino acids.
ACGCCGGCCUAUCGAUGUUUUCAGUGUGCCCGCACUCCAACGAUUUCUUGUGGUUGAAAACAAACAAGUAAAUAAAUUAAAUAAUUAUAUAUUUAAGUCAUAUGGCCGGCGGAGCUUAGUCACCGCCGCGGGAAUCUAGUCUGGUGGACAGGACAAGACCACCUCCAACCGGUGUGUACUCCCAAGCAAGCCAUAACCAUGGUGAACAGCCGGAGUCAUCCGGCGGACCAUGGUCCUGGGCCGGGUGCCAGUGGUGGCUCCUCCCGCCUGGCGCUGUGCCUCAUCCACUUCGUGCUGGCCGUCAUCUCCGGCUGGGGACUGAAGCGGAGCACCGGGCGCCAGGCCAUGGCCGCCUUUGGCAUCUACUUUGGCCACAGCCUGCUCUGCCUGCUGCGGCACACGCAUCCCAAUCCGGGUGCAGUGCAGCGGCUGCUGUGCGACAAGUCGAGGCGUUACUCCUGCGUGCUGUUCGUCACCCUGGUGGUGGGCGAGCUGCAGACCGUGAAUCCGGCCACCCGCAUGGCUGACUUCUUCGGCGCCGACUGGGAGCGUCUGGCCUUUGGCCUCUGGAGCUGCGUCCUGGCCCUGGCGAUCACCAGUUUGUGGUUCGGCGGCAGUCGCAGUUCGCUGGGCGCCACCUUCAUCAAGCUGGAUGCCGCCCAGCUGGGCCUCUGUGUGCUGUGGAAUGUCCAGUGCCUGUGGCGCAUCGCCAUGGUCGACGAGCACUGGUGGUCCCUGGGCCUGGCGCUGCUCGUCCUGCUCAACCACUUCAUCCUGUGGCGACUGCCGCUGCACUACAACAUCACCCAGCUGGAGGUGGCCACGGUGGGCAUGUGCUUCAGCACCAUCUUCGCUUUAAAUGCGAUACAGGAGCAACUGGAGGCAGUGGCGAGCUGAGGACGGCCGAGGCCUGGAGCCUUGGUUAGCUAGUUAUAAGCCUUCACUUACUUUCUAUUGACCAUUAGGAGUACGUUGUUGAUCAAUUCUUUUGUAUAAUAAACCCAUUUUCUGGAUUAAAAGACA